Molecule: messenger RNA, 2622 nt
Organism: Lachancea sp. 'fantastica'
Lineage: Eukaryota; Fungi; Ascomycota; Saccharomycetes; Saccharomycetales; Saccharomycetaceae
Source: the annotation of a GenBank genome assembly
AUGAGCUUUAUCGCUAUGGAAUCCGCAGAAAAGGAUGCUAUGGGAAAUUCAAUGUCUGAAAAUAACUAUAAUCAGGAAAAUAGGUCAGAUACUGGGUCAGAAGAAGCGUCUCUCAGCCGGCUUCCGCCCGACUUGCCCAACGAUCUGACACAGGAACUCAACGGAGAGCAUGUCCACGCAACUGAAAACCCAGAAACUCAAUUUCAAUCAGACAAGGCACUCCAAAGCUCCAAAAACCUCAUCGAUAAUCCAAACCUAAAACUAGACAUGCCCGACGCGCUAGACCACGAAAACUUCUCCAAGCUAUUAGAACUGGAUUCUAAAAACGACGACGAUUUAUUUUCGUCAGCAGAUUUGUUAGAUCAUGAUAUACCGGAAGACCUGGACAAAUUAGUAGACGAAAGCACAAACGAUUUGCAGCAUAACGCUACUGCCGCAAGCCCGAGAAGCGUAAAAGAGCUAAGCGAAGAGCUACAACGUGGUGUCUCUGAAUUACAGCAUUCACAGCAGCCGUCAGAACACGCUGAGCAAUCCUUUCGAGAAACAUCCCGAUCCUUGGGCGGUCUUGAUAUGAAUGCGGAAGCUGACUUGUCGUCUUUGCAUGACGAACCGUCGACUCUCACAAAAGAGUUAUACAACUCGGGUACUUUAUCGGCUGGUGCUGGAACACGAGAAGAUACGCCCUCCGCGAUUUUCGAGGCGAAGCACGAAGAUGACUAUGACGAACACAUAAAACAGGAUCCCCUGUCGCCCUCCAAGUUUCAGGGUAUGUCCCUGCCGCCUCCUCCGCUACCUGAGAAUGCGGUCAAUAAACAACCGCCUUCUGCCAAUGACAUAAACUCUCAGCUUGCAAUGACUGAGUUCCAAGACCCUGCAACUACUGAUUCUGAGCAGUCCAAGAUAUCUGCAUAUGCCAGGCUGGAUUUUCAAAGCUUUACGUUUUACGUGCAGACCUUACAAGUUAUCAUCGGACGUCGUUCGGAAAACGAUUUUUCGCAUAAGGUCGAUGUAAACCUCGGACCUUCGAAGUCCAUUUCAAGAAGACAUGCGCAAAUAUUUUACAAUUUUGGAACCGGACGAUUUGAACUUUCGAUUAUGGGUAAAAACGGUGCUUUUGUUGACGAUGCUUUUGUCGAGAGAGGUAUCACGGUACAGCUCAAGAACAAGGCUAAAGUUCAGAUAGGACAAAUCCCCUUCCAGUUCGUGCUACCUGACCAAGAAGGUAAAGAGAGAAAGGCUGUUGAGCCUAUCGAUGCGUCAUCUUCUCUGAAAACAGAACUCAACGAUAAAUUUCCUGAGAUUUCAAGGAGCUCAACUUCAAGUACAUUACAAGCAGAUGUUAAGGAUCUAGCCAAAAAGGAAGAGGUAGAGGUACCGCCUCCAAAAAAGAAGAUCCCGCCGAAGAAAAAGGAAAAGAAAGAGGCAAAACCUCCUAAACCGCCCAAGAAAGUCUACACGCUAGAGGAGAUUCCACUCGAAUACAGGACAAAACCUGCAGGUUCCUAUUCGAAUCUCAUUACAGCAUGUUUACGGAAGUACUCAAGUCCGAAAGGUAUGUCUCUUUCGGGAAUUUACGCUGGCAUCAGGGAGCUGUUUCCAUAUUACAAGUAUUGUCCUGAUGGUUGGCAAAGUUCCGUCAGACACAACCUGUCCCUCAAUAAAUCAUUCAGAAAGGUAUCCAAGGAAGGGAAAGGAUGGCUUUGGGGUCUAAACGAAGAAUACAUUGCAGAGAGAGAAAAGCAGAAGAAGAAACAAGCAGAGGCAGCAGCAAUGAAAGCUAAAGCCGCUCAAUUAAAGCUUGAGCAACAACAGCAUCAAAAAAUCAAAAGGCCAUCUUCAGGGGACAUGGCUGUUUCCUCCAGCGUGCAAAUAAUGAAUUCGAAGCCCAGGCAACCUAAUAUUUCUCAGACUCUAGCAGCUAAUCGGGCCGAUAGAAAGGCAACGGCAGACGGGAAUCAAAGGACAAUGAAAUAUCUGCAAGAGCAACUCAUGAUUCUUACAAAGGACCGCAAAGGGUUGGAUAAACAAGUCAUAGCGAGUAUUUUAACUCAAGCCCUAGCGAUGACAAUUAACCAAGUCACGCAGGCUGCGAAAUCAAAGGGAAUUACUGGUAAUCCCCUUACCGCUCUUAUUGAUAAGAAUCCUCAGCACUUAAAUUUGAUCUUGGCAGCCGCGGUGAAUGCCGCUACGAUAAAGGUUACAAACGGAUCUGUGAAGCAACUGGUAACAAUGCCACCACCCACCGCAACAAACGGGAGCACUGUUAAUAGUUCGACAAACACGCAGGUAAAUUCACCGAGUACAGCUUCAGCAGUCCAGCCUCCUGUUCCUGCAUCUCAACCAUCUGGUCAAACUUCUGAAUCGUUUGAUCCCAGCUCUCUAUCAAAGUUCUUUCAACCCAAGCAGCCGUCGCGAGUUGCAACGCCAAAUCCCACGAGGAAUGUUUUGCCUCAGAAGAGAGCUUCUAGCGAGACCGAAUCAAGCUCUGGAGAAGAGUCCUCCAGUGAGGAUGGCAGUGAAACGGAAGGAAGUGACGAUAGCGAUACAUCAGGAAGUUCGGAUAACGAAAACAGUAGCAGUGGGAAAGAUUCUUCAAGUGACGAAGGAAGUGACGAAGAAUGA